AUGAAGCAUGACCUAGAAAAGUACUAUCUUUCCACCAUGUACAGCCUUGAGUUCAUUUUAGGCUUCACUGGAAACACCAUUGUUGUGUUCGGCUACAUUUUCUGCCUGAAAAACUGGAAAAGUGGCAACAUCUACCUGUUCAAUUUAUCAUUAUCAGAUUUAUUAUUCCUGUGUACUCUUCCGAUACUCGUGAACAGCUACUCCAGAGGCCAAUGGGCAAAGGAGAGCAUCUUGUGCCACAGCAACAGAUUCCUGUUGCAUGCAAACCUGUAUAGCAGCAUCCUUUUCCUCACCAUUAUCAGUAUCGACCGGUACAUGAUCAUAAAAUACCCUUUCAGGGAACAUUUUCUGCAGAAGAGGAAAUCUGCCUUCAUCGUGUCUGUCGCCAUAUGGGUCGGGGUGAUACUGGAACUGCUGCCGCUGAUGUAUUUCCUGGAGCCUGUAACGCCUGCCAAUAAUUACAAGUGUCUUGAUUACGCAAGCUCCGGAGACCCCACGAAAAACCUCAUCUACAGCAUGUUUCUGACCGUCUUUGGGUUCCUCGUCCCUCUCGUGAUCAUGUGCUGCUUCUAUGUGAAGAUGGUCCUCUUCCUCAAAACCAGGAGCGAGCAGUGCAGUUCCGUCCUGACGCUUGAAAAGCCCCUCACUUUGGUGGUUCUCACAGUGGUUGUCUUCUCGCUGCUCUUCACUCCCUACCACAUCAUGCGCAAUGUCCGACUGGCUUCCCGAAUACCGGCCCUGAAUGUGUCCCUGUGCACGCGGGACGUUAUCAGCACCGUUUACGUCAUCACGAGACCCAUCGCGUUUUUGAAUAGCGCCAUUAACCCCGUGUUUUAUUUCUUGAUGGGGGACCACUUCCGAGAGAUGCUGAUGGCAAAAGUGAGGCAGCUCUUGAGCAGGCUGACAGCCUCUGGCAAGUGA
Molecule: messenger RNA, 921 nt
Organism: Eurypyga helias (sunbittern)
Lineage: Eukaryota; Metazoa; Chordata; Aves; Eurypygiformes; Eurypygidae
Gene: SUCNR1
Product: succinate receptor 1
Exons: 1
Coding region: 1-921 (306 amino acids)
Biological process (GO): G protein-coupled receptor signaling pathway
Cellular component (GO): plasma membrane
Molecular function (GO): G protein-coupled receptor activity
Source: RefSeq, a predicted model, not a curated record